AUGGCCGUCGAAAACCGCGGGCCGCAGCUCCUAGGAGUCAACUUGCUCUUCCUGACGCUAGCCGUGAUCGCAACAUCGCUACGCUGCUAUGUGCGUUUCGUGAUGGUCAAGGCCUUUGGCCUUGAUGACUGGCUGAUGGUUGCUGCCACCGUCAGCUUCAUCAUCUACAUUUCAAUGUCAGUGACCGGCGAGACCCACGGCACGGGUCAGCACCACGCCGCACUCGAGCCGGAGCAGGUCACGACGGCCAUCAGCUACUGGUUCGUGUGCCAGCUGUUCUACGCCCUCACCAUGAUCGUCUCCAAGGUGUCCAUCGGCUACUUCCUCGUCCGCGUGACCGUCCGCCGGCUGCACGCGUGGAUCAUCUGGGCCGCCGUGGCCAUCAGCAUCGUCGCCGGCAUCACCUUUUUCUUUGUCGUCCUCUUCCAGUGCCACCCGAUCAGCGAGUACUGGAUGCGCUACGGCCGCGGCCAGGUCGGCCCCGUCGACAACGGCUCGGGCACGUGCCUCAACGUCGAGAUCAUCAUCGCCCUCGCGUACCUGUACUCGGCCUGCAGCAUCGUCGCCGACUUCACCCUCGCCCUGCUCCCGGCCUGGAUCAUCUCGAGUUUGAAGAUGGACCGCAAGUCCAAGAUCCUCCUCAUCCCGCUCGUCGGCAUGGGCACAAUUGCCAGUGCCGGUCUCGUCGUGCGUUCGCCAUACCUGCUGACCUUUAGAGACCCCGACUUCCUCUACGCCACAGUAGACAUUGCCAUCUGGUCCACCGUCGAGCAGGGCCUCGCCAUCACGGCCGGCAGCCUGGCCACCACGCGACCUCUACUCCGCAUGCUAGGCCAGAAGCUCGGCCUGGCGACCUCGCACCGCAAGACGGACGACGGGCUGGGGUACUCGUCCGGUGCCGGCGGCGCCGGCGCUAACCGCUCCGGCGCGAGCGCGCUGGGCGGCGUGCCCCACAAGCACGGCAACAAGUCCCAGGUCGAGUCGUACGUCAUGUCGUCGAGCAACCGCACCACCCGCAAAGACGGGACCUCGUGGGACGGGCUGGACAGCGACCCGGAGGACGGCAUGAUCUUGCAUGAGCAACAGCAACACCACCACCGUGGCAACGGCAACGGCGGCGGCGCGAUGGGCGGCAGGAACGGCGCGUUUUCGUCGGCCGUGCCCUCGUCGUCACAUGGGGUCUCUGGUGCUGGUGCUGUUUCUGGCGGCGCUGGCGGUGGCGGCAACGGUGGAAGCAAGAAGGGCCACAAGUCUGGCAUGCGCACGCGCACAAUGAGCGGGAGCGACAGCCAGGAGGAGCUGCAGUCGUCUGGCUUGAGCAGCGACAACGUCGUGGUCACCCGGAGCUUCCUCAUUACUGAUGAGAGGGUGUAA
Molecule: messenger RNA, 1374 nt
Organism: Microdochium trichocladiopsis
Lineage: Eukaryota; Fungi; Ascomycota; Sordariomycetes; Xylariales; Microdochiaceae
Exons: 4
Coding region: 1-1374 (457 amino acids)
Source: RefSeq, a predicted model, not a curated record